AUGUCAUCCGCCCAUCCUCACCUUCCAAAUAGCCAAGAGGAGGCAGCCUUGGAUAGUGAUCUCUCCUUGAAUCAGCUUGUCCUUGAGCGAAGCCAAACUGCCACCAAGACUGCGGAAGACAUCAAGCAGGAAGAGCUACUCAGACGAGCAGCAGAAAAAAAGAACAAUAAUGACAAUGUUGGCUCUGUUCCGGCACCGGCAGUUGUUAGACGUCAAUAUGCCAAUACAAGGAAGAAAGCACCUGAUACUGUUACCACUAAAGCAGUCGGUACGAACACUACUGAGGAUGACGAUCAAAGGCAAAAAGACGAGCUUGCCCUUUUGAAAGUUGUAGCUGAGCGGUCUGCCGUUGCCAGCAGAGAAGAGGCAGAAUUGGCAGAAAGCACUGGCAAGAGCAACAACCCUGAGGAGGUUGGAACGCAAGCUUUCAAUCCUGGUGAUUAUGUUUCUGAAAAAGGGGAUUCCGUCAAUCUCAUGGCCAUUGUUGCGCAAAGAAGUGUUGACGAUGAUGCUACGCCCAGCAUGGCAGCAACAGCAGAUAAUACGGCUCCUCCUGAUGCUGCUGGUGAUGCUGUUGCAAAUAAUCCUGCGUCAAAUCCAGCUGCAGGCAUUGUAUAUGACCACCAAGCUGGGCGUCCUAUGACCAAGCACAGCCUACCACCAGGAUCUGUUACUCCUGGUGCUUAUUCAGGAGCACCAGGUGCCAACUAUCAAGCCGUGGAACCAGUGAGGUUGGAUGUGUUGGGACAAUCUUCUCAGCCAAUGCAAGAGACACCACCAGGACAAAUAGAAGAGGCAGAAGUCAAUACUGCUACCAAGACUUUGGAGGAUAAGAAAAGAAAUCCAGUGAUGAUGGGGGUGGCAAUUGCUGUACUGGUGUUAGUUAUCAUUCUGGCCAUUGCCAUUCCACUUGCUGUUGGAGCGGGAAAUGGAGAAUCCCAAAAAAUGGAGAACAACCAAGAAAGCAGUAUCGAUAAGGCGCUACUUUCCAAUGCCCCUAAUUCCACGAGGGAAUCCAUUGCUAAUGAUCAAGAAUCACCACAAUUCAAAGCAUAUGCCUGGUUGACUCGUGAUCCCAACCUAGCAACCUAUGAAGUGUGGCAACAGGAACAGAGAUUUGCUUUGGCCACCUUCUACUACGCAUGUGAUGGCCCUAAAUGGACGUUCCCAAAUCUUCAAGCCAAAAAUGUGUGGCUUAGCUAUGAAACCAAUGAAUGUGGGUGGGGUGUCUCCCGCAUAGGCGCCAUAGUGAAUGAUGUGUAUUGUUCCUCUGGUGACCGUGUGACAGAGAUCAGAGUGACAAAACAGAGAGGUUUCAAGGGAUCAGUUCCAUUGGAGCUAUCAUUGCUUGGAAGCUUGAAAGUUUUGGACUUGUCUGAUAACAUUAUGGCCAACCACAUGGCAGAUCUGCUGCCAAUCCAUGAGUCAAAGCUUUUCCAGUCCCUGGAAGUGUUCCAUUGCAUUAACUGCCGUCUAGAGGGAAGCCUACCUCCAGAGCUAUUUGACUGGACCAAUCUCCAAGUCUUGGACCUGUACAACAACCGGUUAUCUGACCCUCUCCCUUUGGAAAUUGGUUUGAUGGCAGCUCUAGUAGACUUGGACUUGGGCCGCAACCAAUUUGUGGGAGAGGUCCCAUCUGAGGUAGGGCGGUUAACAGCAUUGACUUCCUUGGACUUGAGCCGCAACCAAUUCAUGGGAGAGGUCCCAUCUGAGGUAGGGCGGUUGACAGCAUUGACUUCCUUGGACUUGGGCCACAACCAAUUGGUGGGAGAGGUCCCAUCUGAGGUGGGGAUGUUGACAGCAUUGCGUUCUCUCGAUCUCCGAAAAAACAACCUUUUAGGCAUCAUUCCUUCCGAGAUUGGAUUGUUGUCCGAAUUGACUCUUUUGGACCUUGCGGACAACCAAUUUCAGGCAAUCUUUCCUACAGAAAUUGGCAAGUUGGCAGCUGCUGCUGAUUUGUGGACGGAUUUUUUCUUGGAAGAAGGAACCAUCCCAACCGAGAUAGGAUUGAUGACAGGAAGGACUUCUCUUGACUGGCUGUUACCUUCAGUGUCAGGAGGCAGUAUACCAUCUGAGAUUGGUUUGAUGACUUCAUUGACCGUCAUUGGAUGUCGUCGCAAGGGCUUAUAUGGCAGCCUCCCAUCCGAACUGGGGUUGCUGACAAGUGUAACCUCCUUGGACUUGGGCUACAACCAAUUGGUGGGAGAGGUCCCAUCUGAGGUGGGGCGGUUGACAGCAUUGCGUUCUCUGGAUCUCCGAAAAAACAACCUUUCAGGCGUCAUUCCUUCCGAGAUUGGCUUGUUGUCUGCAUUAACUCUUUUGAAACUUGCGGACAACCAAUUUCAGGCAAUCUUUCCUACAGAACUUGGUUUGAUGACAGAUUCUGCUGGUUUGUGGGCUGAUUUGUUCUUGCAAGAUGGCACCAUCCCAACCGAGAUAGGAUUGAUGACAGGAUUGACUUCUCUUGGCUGGCUGUCACCUUCAUUGUCAGGAGGCAGUUUACCAUCUGAGAUUGGUUUGAUGACUUCAUUGACAGCUAUUGGAUUUCGUUUCAAGGACUUAUCUGGCAGCCUCCCAUCGGAAAUUGGUUUGCUGACAAGUGUGACUUCCUUGGAUCUCAAUAGUAACCAAUUAUCUGGCAGCCUCCCAUCCGAACUGGGGUUGCUGACAAGUGUGACCAAAUUGCAGUUGGAUGGCAAUGGGUUUUCUGGCAGCAUUCCUACAGAAAUUGGCUUGAUGUCCAGUGUGCGAGCAGUGUGGGUUGCAAACAACCGAUUAUCAGGCACAAUUUCAUCCGAGCUGGGAUUGCUGACAAGGCUGUACGGUUUGUAUUUGUAUGGCAACCAGUUCUCUGGAAGUCUCCCAAGCAGUUUGUGUUCCAACGUGGGUAUAGGAAUUUACGUUGACUGUGACCCGGAUCCGUUUCCCGUGGAGUGUGCAUGUUCUGAAUGUACAUGUGGAUAG
This is a messenger RNA of Seminavis robusta, 2964 nucleotides long. The record is from the annotation of a GenBank genome assembly. Lineage: Eukaryota; Bacillariophyta; Bacillariophyceae; Naviculales; Naviculaceae.